AUGCCGGAAGAAUUUUCCUCUGUCACUGUCAUUCAAUCAUAUUAUAUGUACUUUAUGGAUGAUAAUGUCAAGUGUACAUCGCCCGACAUCAAUAUCGAAAUUGGAAAUUAUUUAUACCCUCAAAUUGGUUUCAAUACAUCUUUCCAAAGCAAUCAUUGCUUCAAAAAAGGCCAUGUAAAUCCUGGAGAUGGGGUUGAUGACUGGAUUAUUCCAGGUGAUAUGGUUUGGAAUGUAACCAUCAAUCUUGAAAAUGGAGCAAGCACUGGCAUAAUAGGCCUUUCCUUUCGCACAAAGUCAUUAAUUCUGGUCUAUGGCGAUGCUGAUAAUCCACAAAUUGCUAUUUUUACAACUGACCUCUGGUCAAUGAUGAACAGUUUUCCAUUCCAAUCACGAUUUGGAAUGAGCUAUAAUGAUUCUAUUGAUUUUGCACAUGUUUCACUCCAUUCUACCUUACCCAGUAAAGUUGCUUUAUACGGUAAAUCGGCGGAAUGUUAUAACUGUAAAGAAGAAAACAUCGCCAAUCUUCAAUAUAAACAUAAUACGACAGUUUAUAUUGAUACUAACUUUCCUUAUUUGAUAACCGCCAUCAAUACCACGGAUAAAAGUGUAAUUUGCAGAAAUCGUAGUUGUUCAGCUUACCAUUCAACGGAGAGCUUAAUUACAGAAGAUUUAGGGAAUAUUAAUGACAUAGACAGAAGAUUAGCACGCGUUAGCGAAGAAUCCAUUCACCCUCUGGCUCAAAGAAUUUAUGCCGUCGAUGCUUUUAGGGGACUUUGUAUUACAAUUAUGAUUUUCGUUAAUUCUGGUGGUGGAGGUUACUGGUAUUUUAGAUCUACUCCUUGGAAUGGCUUAACAUUUGCUGAUCUUAUUUUGCCUUGGUUUAUAUUCAUUGUUGGUAUUUGUAUUGCCUUAUCCUUCUAUAAUCAUCGCUAUAUUACAGCCAGUAGAUUGCCUCCUUCAUCUGCAGUACUUAAAGUUCUCAGUAGAUCGGUUAUUUUAUUCCUUAUUGGAUUAUUUUUGAACGACGGCGUAAAUCUAUCUACGUGGAGAAUCCCUGGUAAUUUACAAAAAGUUGCUAUUUCUUACAUAGUAGUGUCUCUAUCAGUUCUCUAUUUGGCUAAGCCUCCCGAUACCAUAACUAAUUUACGAGCCAUUCGAGAGAUAGUUUGUAUAUGGAAAAUCUGGAUUGGCAUGAUUGGACUAUUAUCUAUUUAUUUAUCAUUAAUUUUUGCUCUCCCUGUUCCAGGUUGCCCAACCGGAUACUUUGGACCCGGUGGACUUUCUGAUGACGCCAAUCACUAUAAUUGUACUGGUGGUGCGACAGGUUACAUUGAUCGUUUUAUAUUUGGUAACCACCUAGACGCAAAUCCAUCAUGCAAGGUCCUUUAUCGAACGCACAUGCCGUUUGAUUCAGAAGGAUGUCUGAGUACACUAACGUCAAUUUUAACUUGCUUUAUGGGUCUUCAGGUAGCCACAGGUGUUGCUCUUUGCGGAGGGAAACAAAAUAUGGGAUUUAUUCCGCUUAAUCGGAACUUAUGGUCGUUAUCCUAUAUCACGUUACUUGGUGGAUUAGCAUACUUUGUUCUCAUGAUGUUAUAUCUUCUGAUUGAUGUCAUGUCUUGGUGGCAUGGAAAUCCAAUCAUUUAUGGAGAUCAGAUGAUAUUUGCUGUAUGUAAUAAUCCAUAUGGUGAAGAUUGUAAUGCUUUGUUAUUCAAAAUGAAAUUUUAUCGAAGAGUUCUUUGA
This is a messenger RNA of Trichoplax adhaerens, 1743 nucleotides long. RefSeq lists its product as uncharacterized. Bases 1 to 1743 code for a protein of 580 amino acids. NCBI's taxonomy places the organism in Eukaryota, Metazoa, Placozoa, Uniplacotomia, Trichoplacea, Trichoplacidae. The transcript has 10 exons. The record is from RefSeq and is a predicted model, not a curated record.